AUGAUUAAUGAUUAGUUGUAAUCUAAAGAAUUUUUAGAUGGAGAAGAAAAAUAAAAAGUAAAGUUUUCUUAACUUAAUAUAAAUACCACAACACCCAAAUACUCCAAAGAACCUGAGUAAUGUGUGUUUUCUCCAAUAAAUAAAUCUACAUAAAAUGAUUUUUUUAUUACAAGCUAAGAUAAACUAUAAGAUUAAAAAAUUAUAGAAUCCUAAUACUAAAUUGCAAAUCAUAAUUUAAAAUUGUUUAAAUAAUCUCUAGAAAUGGAAUAAUUUAAUAAAGUUUUUAGCACUUCUGUGAUAAAACCUGCUAAAUAGAUAAGUAAGCCUAGUUAAGAGACUAAAGAUCAAACCAGUACAUCUGAUAAUUUAUAGCAAAAUUAAAUAUUUAGUAACAAUAUGCUUCUUGAUUCUUAACGCUUGAAUGAUACCAUGUUAAAUGAUAGCCAAUCCAUCAAAUAAGAAUAAUUUAAAUACUCCGCAUAAAACGUAAAGCAAAAUACCUUUUAGACAUUAGUUAGCCACACUAAUAAAUAACAAAAAUGA
Tetrahymena thermophila SB210 is the source of this 543-nucleotide messenger RNA. RefSeq lists its product as hypothetical. The record is from RefSeq and is a predicted model, not a curated record. The transcript has 2 exons. NCBI's taxonomy places the organism in Eukaryota, Ciliophora, Oligohymenophorea, Hymenostomatida, Tetrahymenidae.